Molecule: messenger RNA, 1167 nt
Organism: Glycine soja
Lineage: Eukaryota; Viridiplantae; Streptophyta; Magnoliopsida; Fabales; Fabaceae
Product: cytochrome P450 71A1-like
Exons: 2
Coding region: 173-970 (265 amino acids)
Molecular function (GO): oxidoreductase activity, acting on paired donors, with incorporation or reduction of molecular oxygen; heme binding; monooxygenase activity
Source: RefSeq, a predicted model, not a curated record
UGUAUGCAAAUGAUGUCCUUUGCCGUGUAGCGUUUGGAAGGGAGUUUUCUGAAGGAGAAGAUUAUCAACGACAUGGGUUCCAAAAGAUGGUUGAUGAGUAUCAGGAACUCCUUGGAGGAUUCAGUGUGGAGACUUCUUUCCUUCCUUGGAGUUCAUACACAGCUUGACGGGUAUGAAGUUGAGACUCCAAGACACUUCUCGGAGAUUUGAUCAACUGUUUGAUCAGAUACUAAAUGAACACAUGGGUGCCAAUAAAGAAGAGGAGUAUAAGGACCUUGUUGAUGUUUUACUAGAGGUGCAGAGAAAUGGCUCGGAUGAGAUGCCUCUCACCACUGAUAAUAUCCAGGCAAUCAUCUUGGACAUGUUUGCUGCAGGAACUGAUACAACCUUCAUAACUCUUGAUUGGGCAAUGACAGAGCUACUAAUGAAUCCACAGGCCAUGGAAAAAGCACAAAAGGAAGUACGAAGCAUCUUGGGAGAAAGACGAGUUGUCGCAGAGAGUGAUCUGCAUCAAUUGGAGUACAUGAGAGCUGUUAUCAAAGAGAUAUUUCGGUUGCAUCCUCAAGUUCCAGUAUUAGUCCCAAGAGAAUCCAUGGAAGAUGUUGUGAUAGAGGGGUACAGAAUUCCAGCUAAAACAAGAUUUUUUGUCAAUGCUUGGGCAAUAGGUAGGGACCCAGAAAGUUGGGAGGAUCCUAAUGCAUUUAAGCCAGAGAGGUUUUUAGGGAGUGAUAUUGACUACAGAGGGCAGGAUUUUGAGCUAAUACCAUUUGGAGCAGGUAGAAGAGGUUGUCCAGCUAUUACUUUUGCCACUGCAGUUGUUGAGCUUGCUCUAGCUCAGCUCCUCUACAUUUUCGUUUGGGAGCUUCCUCCUGGUAUUACUGCUAAAGACUUGGACCUCACUGAAGUCUUUGGCAUCUCAAUGCACAGGAGAGAACAUCUUCAUGUGGUUGCUAAGCCAUACUUUCCAUGAAGACUCAUGAUACAGCAAGCAAGCAUAGAAAGGCAUUGAAUUGGACUCAAAUAGUUAGUGUAUGUUUGGAUUACAGUUGAAAAAGUGGAGUUUGUAAACUUAAGUUAAGUUAAAAAUUAGGUUUAAUGUAACUUCAUUUCUGUUUGGAACGUUUUAUAUUCAAAAAGAAAGCAAGAGAAAAGUAGCUUUAGACUCAA